Messenger RNA from Aspergillus saccharolyticus JOP 1030-1, 1140 nucleotides. RefSeq names its product flavin-linked sulfhydryl oxidase. The record is from RefSeq and is a predicted model, not a curated record. The transcript has 2 exons. Gene Ontology annotation, cellular component: mitochondrion. NCBI's taxonomy places the organism in Eukaryota, Fungi, Ascomycota, Eurotiomycetes, Eurotiales, Aspergillaceae. Gene Ontology annotation, molecular function: flavin-dependent sulfhydryl oxidase activity; flavin adenine dinucleotide binding. Bases 337 to 1032 code for a protein of 231 amino acids.
GGUAUGCUUAAGGUUGGCAUCCUUGAGCGGUCGGAGGGUUUCCAAUUGCACAUUGCACCGCAACAAUGCCGCUGACAAAGCCGCUUAUCGGGGCAGUCGAUAAACUUCGCGCGGAGAUGGCGGCGUGAUAUUACCAAUCAGCGAUCAUAUUGUUCCUCUCACUAUACCUCUUUUUUUUUGUGUGUUCUCUGUAUAGACUCAUUUCUCUGUCUUUUUCGAGUUGUCGCAUAUUUCACGAAUCUGCUCGUUCAUUGCAUUGGCACUUGUCGUAUAUAUCACUUUGAUUUCAUCUGUUCACGACCAACCUAAUCAGCCCAUCAAAAGCAUAGCAUCACGAUGUCGGAAACCCACCCCGACGCAACAGACCCAGCGCAAACCACGUCGCCAAAGAAGCUCUUUACGCAUCAAUUCCAAUUCCCCGCAGCAGCAGCAGCAGCCGGCUCGUCCUCCUCGUCUUCCCAAACAAAAGACACCAACAAAGAUGAACACGUACCACCAGGCUACACCAAGCUCCCCAACGGCGUCAUCCUCGACAAAGAAGGCAAACCAUGUCGCCUCUGCACCUCGGCCGCCUCCUGGCGCGCCCUAACCCAAAAAGCCAAAGCCGCUCCUCCUUCUUCCACCACCACCACCACAACCAGCACUAACACAACCACCAACACGACCCAAAAGCAAUACGGCCAAUGUCCCCCCGACGUCGAAGAACUCGGCCGCUCCACCUGGACGUUCCUGCACUCGCUCACAGCGUCCUACCCGGCGCAGGCCACGGCGGAGCAACAGACGGAGAUGCGCACCUUCCUGGGGAUCUUCUCGCGGCUGUAUCCGUGCUGGGUGUGCGCGGAUGAUUUCCGGAAUUGGAUGGCGGAGCCCAGCGGGCAGAACGAGCCGCGGUUGGCGGGGCGGAAGGAGUUUGGGGAUUGGAUGUGCCGCGCGCAUAACGAGGUGAAUCGGAAGCUGGGGAAGCAGGAGUUUGAUUGUCGGUUCUGGGAGGAGAGGUGGCGGACUGGAUGGAAGGAUGGCCGAUGUGAUUAGUUCUUCGAUCUUCGCUCAUGGGGUCGAUUUCCGUCUGUGGACAAUGAGUGUGGGAGUUGGAGUUGAUUGCUGAUGUGAUGUUCUGUGUAAAUUUAUGGGUGUGAUAAG